Molecule: messenger RNA, 2457 nt
Organism: Alligator sinensis (Chinese alligator)
Lineage: Eukaryota; Metazoa; Chordata; Crocodylia; Alligatoridae
Gene: STAT1
Product: signal transducer and activator of transcription 1
Exons: 23
Coding region: 1-2262 (753 amino acids)
Biological process (GO): type I interferon-mediated signaling pathway; response to peptide hormone; regulation of cell population proliferation
Molecular function (GO): DNA-binding transcription factor activity, RNA polymerase II-specific; RNA polymerase II cis-regulatory region sequence-specific DNA binding
Source: RefSeq, a predicted model, not a curated record
AUGACACAGUGGUAUCAGUUGCAGCAACUCGAUUCCAAAUUCUUGGAACAAGUACAUCAGCUGUACGAUGACAGCUUUCCUAUGGAAAUCAGACAGUAUCUGGCACAAUGGCUGGAAAACCAAGACUGGGAGCAUGCAGCCAACAACGUUUCAUUUGCUACUGUGCUGUUCCAUGAUCUCCUGUCACAGCUAGAUGAUCAGUUUAGUCGUUUUCUGAUAGAGAACAACUUUUUGCUGCAACACAACAUAAGGAAAAGCAAACGUAAUCUUCAGGAUAAUUUUCAAGAAGAUCCAAUACACAUGGCAAUGAUAAUCUACAACUGCCUGAAGGAAGAAAGGAAAAUAUUGAGCAGUGCCCAGUCAUCAGACCAGAGGCAGGUGGGAAACAUACCUAAUACUGUAAUGCUAGACAAACAGAAGGAGCUUGACAGAAAAGUUAAGAGUGUAAAGAACAAUGUGGUGGAAGUAGAACAAGACAUCAAGACCCUAGAAGAUGUGCAAGAUGAAUAUGACUUCAAAUGCAAAACUUUACAGAACAGAGAACAUGAACCCAAUGGUGUGGCGCAAGAUGAAUAUAAAAAAGAACAACUUGUCCUCCAGAAGAUGUUUUUAACACUCGACUUUAAGAGAAAGGAAGUGGUGAACAAAAUAAUCAAUCUGUUGAACAUAACAGAGCAUACACAAAGUGCCUUGAUUAAUGAAGAACUGGUGGAGUGGAAGCGUAGACAGCAAAUUGCUUGUAUCGGGGGUCCUCCCAAUGCCUGUCUCGACCAGUUGCAGAAUUGGUUCACCAUUGUUGCUGAGAGUCUUCAGCAAGUUCGCCAGCAGCUUAAAAAACUUGAGGAACUGGAGCAGAAGUUUACUUACGAACCAGAUCCCAUCACAAAAAACAAACAAGUCCUGCAGGACCGAACUCACAGUCUUUUCAGACAACUCAUUCAGAGUUCUUUUGUGGUAGAACGACAGCCUUGCAUGCCAACUCAUCCGCAGAGGCCAUUAGUCCUGAAGACUGGAGUACAAUUUACAGUAAAACUGAGACUGCUGGUGAAACUACAGGAGUUGAAUUAUAAUUUGAAAGUGAAAGUCUUAUUUGAUAAAGAUGUGAAUGAGAAGAACACAGUGAAAGGAUUCAGAAAAUUUAACAUUUUGGGAACAAAUACAAAAGUAAUGAACAUGGAAGAAUCUACCAAUGGAAGUCUAGCAGCAGAAUUCAGACAUUUGCAAUUAAAAGAACAAAAAAAUGCAGGAAACAGAACUAAUGAGGGGCCUCUCAUUGUAACAGAAGAACUUCAUUCUCUGAGCUUUGAGACUCAGCUAUGUCAGCCUGGAUUGGUAGUAGAUCUAGAGACCGCAUCCCUUCCUAUUGUUGUGAUUUCAAACGUGAGCCAGCUUCCAAGUGGAUGGGCUUCUAUUUUGUGGUACAACAUGCUGACUAGUGAAACCAAGACCUUGUCCUUCUUUCUGAAUCCAGCUUGUGCAAGAUGGUCUCAGCUUUCUGAAGUUCUGAGUUGGCAGUUUUCAUCUGUAACAAAACGGGGACUUAAUGCAGAUCAGUUGAGCAUGCUGGGGGAGAAACUACUUGGUCCAACAAGUGGAAGCUCCCUUGAUGGCUACAUUCCUUGGACCAAAUUUUGCAAGGAAAAUAUAAGCGAUAAAAAUUUUCCCUUCUGGUUGUGGAUUGAGGGAAUCCUUGAACUUAUUAAGAAGCACCUUCUCUGCCUCUGGAACGAUGGCUGCAUCAUGGGCUUUAUCAGUAAGGAAAGGGAGCGUGCACUGUUAAAGGACCAGAGGCCAGGGACAUUUUUACUGAGAUUUAGUGAAAGUAGCAGAGAAGGAGCUAUCACUUUUACAUGGGUAGAAGGAUCCCCAAAUGAACCUCAGUUCCAUUCAGUAGAACCUUAUACCAAGAAGGAGCUCUCAGCUGUUACAUUUCCUGAUAUAAUUCGCAAUUACAAAGUGAUGGCAGCUGAAAACAUUCCUGAAAAUCCACUGAGAUUUCUCUACCCAAAUAUUCCCAAAGACAACGCCUUUGGGAAAUACUAUUCCAGACCCAAGGAGACCUCAGAGCCUAUGGAUUUGGAUGGCCCCAGAGGACAUGGAUACAUAAAGACUGAAUUAAUUUCUGUUUCUGAAGUUCACCCUUCCCGACUCCAGACAACAGAAAACCUCUUACCCAUGUCUCCGGAGGAAUUUGAUGAGGUCUCUCGAAUUGUGAGCCCUGCAGAAAUUGACACUGUGAUGUGUUCAGCAUAUUCAGCUUAGAAGUUAUGGGCCUCUCUAUAGCUGUGGGCACCAAAAUGGCCCCACAAUAGGCCAGCCUUUUUAUGUGCCACUUGGAAGAAGAAUUCCUCAAGAACUCCACCAUCAAACCCUUAUUAUACUUAAGAUAUAUCGAUGAUAUCUUCAUCAUUUGGACUCAAAACCGACAAUCUCUCAUUGUUGAAUUUCUGAUGGAAC